GUUCUCCCCAAACACGUAUAAAACAACAAAUAUGAUGUAUAUGGAAAUUUUUAACAGACUUGUGAUUUUUUCGUACUCACUUGUGAUUUACGCAAUUAUUGAACCAUUUAUUUCGUUUCAAAUUUUAUUUGAACAUUAUUGGUGAAUAUUAUAUAUCACGAUACUUCAAUUUGUGUUUUGAAAUAAAGUGAGCAGUUACACACCUAACUCAUCAUUGACUAUUGUUUGUUCACAAACGAGCAGUUAUCCACCAAUAACGCUACCAAUUCUUCGCUAAUCUCUUCUCAAUUACUUCAUCUUCACAGUUCAUAAUCAGGGAAUGACGAUAAAUGAUCAUGAUGCUGAUAGGGAAGCUUCUAAUUCUACUAUCAUCGAGGGUAAAGUUGAUGCAGCAAAACCAGCAUCUCUUACUUGGAAGAGGAAACUGAACACUGAGGAAAAUCCUCUUUCAUCGUUUGGCUUAAAGAUCAAAGAAGUAAUCCAUUUGGCUCCAAUAGGGUAUCGCUUAUGGCGUUGGAAUCGAGAAGAUGCUUUGAAGGGAGAUGGAAAUGGAACUAUUAUGGACCCUUUCAAGAAACACCAUUAUUCCUCAUGUAAUGGUGUUCCUUUAGGCGGUAUUGGUGCAGGUAGCAUUGGCAGAACAUUUCAAGGUGAAUUUUUGCGUUGGCAACUCUUUCCUAAAAUAUGUGAAGACAAACCAGUAGUAGCAAAUCAGUUUUCUGUGUUUAUCUCACGACCAGAUGGAAAGAAAUAUUCGACUGUCCUCUGCCCACCAAAUCCAGAAGUGCUAAAAGAUAAAUCAGGUAAUGGGAUUGGAUCUUGGGACUGGAAUUUUAGUGGACAUAAUUCAACAUACCAUGCAUUAUACCCAAGGGCUUGGACAGUUUAUGAUGGUGAACCUGAUCCGGACCUAAAAAUAGUUUGCCGUCAGAUUUCGCCAAUUAUCCCCCACAAUUACAAGGAAAGCAGUUUUCCUGUAGCAGUGUUUACUUACACAUUGUCUAACAAAGGAAAGACUGCUGCUGAUGUUACCUUACUGUUCACAUGGGAGAAUUCUGUUGGUGGAGUCUCUGGAUUAUCUGGUCAUCAUUACAAUACAAAAACGAAGGUGAAAGAUGGAAUUCACGGUGUAAACCUUCAUCACAUGACUGCGGAUGGUCAAACCCCAGUAACGUUUGCUAUUGCAGCACAAGAAACAAAUCAUGUUCAUGUUUCAGAGUGCCCAUCCUUUGUAACAUCUGGAGACUUCCAGGGCUUCACAGCUAACGACAUGUGGCGCGAAGUUAAAGAGAAUGGCUCCUUUGACCGCCUUGAUUCCUCUCAACUGCCAAUGGGUUCAAAACCGAAAUCCUCUAUAGGUGCAGCUAUUGCAGCUUCUGUCACCGUACCCCCGGAUGCAGUGCGUACCAUCACUUUCGCACUGUCAUGGGACUGCCCUGAAGUACGGUUUCGGAACAGGACUUAUCAUAGGCGUUACACCAAGUUUUAUGGUUCUCAUGGGGAUGCUGCUGAAAAAAUUGCACAUGAUGCUCUUCUAGAACAUGGUAACUGGGAGGCGCAGAUCGAAUCAUGGCAGCAGCCUAUCCUUGAUGACAAGAGGCUCCCUGAAUGGUACCCAAUCACCCUUUUCAAUGAAUUAUACUAUCUCAACUCAGGGGGGACAAUUUGGACCGAUGGACUGCCACCUGUACACAACAUAUCAAGCAUCACAGGAAAAAAGUUCUCAAUCGAUAGAUCUAAUACAAACUCUCAGAAUAACGGUGAUAUAUCUCACCAACACGACACUGCUGUUAACGUUCUUGAAAGAAUGACUUCAGUACUUGAAGAAAUCCAUAAUCCCACAUCAAAAACCUCAGCGUUUGGUACCAAUUUAUUACAACAAGGAGAAGAAAACAUCUGUCAAUUUCUGUAUUACGAAGGAAUAGAAUAUCACAUGUGUAACACAUAUGAUGUCCAUUUCUAUGCAUCAUUCGCAUUAAUCAUGCUAUUUCCGAAACUCGAACUAAGCCUGCAACGAGACUUUGCAGCUGCAGUACUGAUGCAUGAUCCAAGAGAAAUGGAUCUUUUGGAUGACGGAACACGAGCCCCACGAAAGGCCCUUGGUGCGGUCCCGCAUGAUAUUGGAAUGAUUGAUCCAUGGUUUGAUGUUAACUUCUACAAUAUUUUUAAUACCGAUCGGUGGAAAGAUCUGAACCCGAAAUUCGUUCUCCAAGUUUACCGGGAUGUGGUUGUUACGAAAGACAAAAAUUUCGCACGUGCUGUUUGGCCUUCGGUUUAUAUAGCAAUGGCGUUUAUGGAACAGUUUGAUAAAGAUGGUGAUGGGAUGAUUGAAAAUGAAGGGUUCCCUGAUCAAACGUAUGAUACGUGGUCGGUGACGGGUGUCAGUGCGUAUUCCGGUGGAUUGUGGGUGGCGGCAUUGCAAGCCGCCUCUGCACUGGCAGCGGAAGUCGGUGACAAGGGUUGUGAGGAUUACUUUUGGGUGAAGUUUCAGAAAGCGAAGGCGGUGUAUGAUAAACUAUGGAACGGUUCUUAUUUUAACUAUGAUGACAGUAACGGGAAAGCAAGUUCGUCCAUUCAAGCAGAUCAGUUAGCUGGACAAUGGUAUGCAAGAGCGUGCGGGCUUUUUCCGAUUGUUGAUGAAGAGAAAGCGAGAAGUGCACUGGAAAAGGUUUAUAAAUUCAAUGUAAUGAAAGUGGGAAACGGGAAACGAGGAGCAAUUAAUGGGAUGCUGCCAAGUGGACAAGCUGACAUGUCAUGUAUGCAGUCAAGAGAAAUAUGGACCGGAGUUACUUAUGGUGUUGCUGCGGGUAUGAUUCACGAAGACAUGAUUGAUAUGGCUUUUCAAACUGCAAGUGGAGUUUAUGAGACUGGUUGGUCUGAACAAGGAGGCGGAUACGCUUUCCAAACUCCGGAAGCUUGGGACAUAAAUGGAAGAUACAGAUCUUUGGCCUACAUGCGUCCUUUGGCGAUAUGGGCCAUGCAAUGGGCCUUAACACAACCCAAAACAUCUAAUCAGGAACCGAAGCCGGAUGUAAAGCCCGAGUCUCUCCUUAGGCAACAUGUCGGAUAUACAAGAGUGGCUCGUCUACUGAAGCUGCCGAAGGAGCAUGACUCGAGGAGCAUGUUACAGGUUAUCUUCGACUAUACUUGUAAAAAGAUGACAAUUUGAGGUUUUCUGUGUUCAAGAUUACAUCACAGUUGUUGUUAUUGGUAUAGUAGCUUCAUAUUGAUGACAGGGUCUUAAUAAAACUUCAACUCGUCACUCAUAUUGUUCGCGUGUUCAACUACACUUGAGCACGUAUAUUGUAACCGCUGGUCAAAAGAUUUGGGAGAACCUGCUUUUGCAUGUUCGAGUGUGCAUAUAGCAUAUAUGCAUAUAUACUUGCAACAGUUAUUGUACUUGAAUUAUGCACACACCCAUUAUUGGUUAUUGACUUGUGAUUAAAGCGA
This is a messenger RNA of Helianthus annuus (common sunflower), 3450 nucleotides long. RefSeq names its product non-lysosomal glucosylceramidase. NCBI's taxonomy places the organism in Eukaryota, Viridiplantae, Streptophyta, Magnoliopsida, Asterales, Asteraceae. Gene Ontology annotation, cellular component: membrane. Gene Ontology annotation, biological process: carbohydrate metabolic process; glucosylceramide catabolic process. Gene Ontology annotation, molecular function: glucosylceramidase activity; beta-glucosidase activity. Bases 320 to 3169 code for a protein of 949 amino acids. The record is from RefSeq and is a predicted model, not a curated record. The transcript is spliced from 20 exons.